This is a messenger RNA of Pristis pectinata (smalltooth sawfish), 1807 nucleotides long. Its product is annotated as 14-3-3 protein beta/alpha-1-like. The record is from RefSeq and is a predicted model, not a curated record. Gene Ontology annotation, cellular component: cytoplasm. NCBI's taxonomy places the organism in Eukaryota, Metazoa, Chordata, Chondrichthyes, Rhinopristiformes, Pristidae. Gene Ontology annotation, biological process: signal transduction.
CCUCCCCCCAACUCCAUCACCUCCCCCCACCCACCGUCCGUCCCGAGUGAGUGAGAGCGAGUGUCAAGUGAGGCGAAUCGCGCGGCUCCUCCUCAAUCGCUGAGCGCCACAGUCACCGUGAGCUCACUCGGACAGCAGAGUGCGAGAGCGAUCGACUUCCCUCCCCCUCUCCCAUCCGCCAUGGACAAAAACGAGCUGGUGCAGAAGGCCAAGCUGGCCGAGCAGGCCGAGCGCUACGACGACAUGGCGACCUCGAUGAAAGCGGUGACCGAGCAAGGCCUGGAGCUCUCCAACGAGGAGCGCAACCUGCUCUCGGUCGCCUACAAGAACGUGGUGGGGGCACGGCGCUCGUCCUGGAGGGUCAUCUCCAGCAUCGAGCAGAAGACCGAGGGCAACGAGAAGAAACAGCAGAUGGCCCGGGAGUACCGGGAGAAGAUCGAGGCCGAGCUGCGGGACAUCUGCAACGAUGUGCUGGGCCUUCUUGAUAAAUACUUGAUUGCCAAUGCUAGUUCUCCAGAGAGCAGAGUUUUCUACUUGAAAAUGAAGGGAGAUUACUAUCGUUACUUAGCUGAAGUGGCUUCUGGGGAUGACAAGAAAGUCACAGUGCAUCAUUCGCAACAAGCCUAUCAAGAAGCAUUUGAAAUCAGUAAAAAAGAGAUGCAACCAACACACCCUAUCCGCCUGGGACUGGCUCUUAAUUUCUCAGUGUUUUAUUAUGAAAUUCUUAACUCUCCAGAACAAGCUUGCACUCUCGCAAAGGCUGCAUUUGAUGAAGCAAUUGCAGAGCUUGAUACACUGAAUGAAGAUUCUUACAAAGACAGCACAUUAAUAAUGCAGUUAUUGCGAGAUAACUUGACAUUGUGGACUUCAGACAACCAGGGGGAAGAAGCUGAUGCUGGCGAGGGAGGAGAGAACUAAACUUCCGCCUUCUAGUUCUGUCUGCCUCAUUCCUGAAUCUUCACCAUCAAGACUAUUUGUAAUCUCUGCUGUCCCACUAGUUUCUAUUUUAGGUCUUUGGAAAGCUUCUGUCACUUUUGUUGGGUCUCUGUGUUUCCCAUGUGGUUUGUGUUUGAUAGGGGAGAAGAGCCAAUUCAUAUUGGGAACUCUUGUACUGUAUGUUUCAGGUGGCCAAUGUAAAUUCAGGGUGUGGAAUUUUUAUACAAGUUUUAAAUGUUUGGUUAGUACUCUUUGUAGCUGUGGUUUCCACAAAGCUAAUGUCAAUUGUUUCCUGUACUAGCAAAGAAGGAUGCCCAUAACUUAGUGUCUGUAUUGGGGAAAUAGCAGAUUCAGUACGAGUCGUGCAAUUUCUAGAGAGUUGCUGAUCUGUAGAUCAAACCUGCACCAUCUAUUACGUGUCUCAGGAUUUUUGGGAUAGGGCAGAGGAGGAUUAACAUUCCAUGAGUUGCAAGAUUCACCAUUGCUCAUGUCUUCAUUUUGCUACACAUGACAUCUGAACAUUUUAUUUGUAUUUAAAAGAAAUUAUUGUCAACGUAAGAACAAAUGUACAAGCAAACAUGCAGUAAAAAUAAAUGCUUAACUUUGAUAAUGUAUGUUUAAGAGGUAAAGACCUUCCCAUGUGUUUAUCUGGUAACUUCCUUUUUUGUUUUUUUUUUAGUUUUUGCUUUGUGGUCUUGAUUGCCUAACACGCAUGUGGCUGUGAAAUAGUUAACAGGGAAGUAAUGAGAUAUAUUGCUGUAUGGCUAGCUGCAUUCAUGUCUUCUGGACUUUUCAUAAGAACACAAGCAUAAUUGUUAUCAAGAAAAUGUGUAAAGUUGAUGUAAGUGGAAUAAAAUGUUUUAUGAAUGGA